Messenger RNA from Cuscuta epithymum, 3294 nucleotides. The record is from the annotation of a GenBank genome assembly. NCBI's taxonomy places the organism in Eukaryota, Viridiplantae, Streptophyta, Magnoliopsida, Solanales, Convolvulaceae.
CUGGUAGGUUUUACUUUUUCAAACUUGUUAUUGUUAGUUGACGCUUUUACUCCAGACACAAGAAACGAACGCAGUACUCCGUAUUAAUUUUGCUUGAUUAAAAAAAAUCAUCGGCCACAAACACAUCAAUCAUGUGCUUAUUGAUACCUGCUGAUCCACGCUCCCAACAAAUGCUGCAGCUUCAUGUUUCAUGCCUACUCCCUUAGAUUCCCUCCAAUAAGGUCUUCCUGCUAGGGCUUUUUUUUACAAUCUCGCAAACAUCAAGUUUUCUACUUCCGGAGUAUAAUUUUCGUAUAAAAAAAAGCCUCCACGGAGCAGGGUUGUAGCUCGGUUUGCUGAUUGAUUGGUGGCUAAAGUUUGAGUCUUGUCCAAUUUUCUUGGCGUUUUAGAAUUUGUUGUCAGAGAAGUUGUAAGCUCGAAUUACUGGCACUUUUGUCUGUUUCUUUUCUGAAAGGUCCGUCUGGGUACCACUUUUGAGUUAAUUUGUCAUCUUGCCGCUGGGAAGGAGUUCUUGAAGGUUUUUUUGAGUUUCAGACUUUCAGUUGUGGUAAAGAUUGAUUGUACCCUGGUUAGUUAGAUUAACAGUGCAUAAUAUUUGGAGUUUGGAUUUCAGUUCAUUCGAGUAUUGGGGAUCUGUUUGAGUACAACCUUUGAGUAAAUUUGACAUAUUGGACGGUUGGAGGGGAAUAUGGAAGGGGGUUUGCGUUUCGAUAGUGGUAACAUAUGAUUGUUCAAUGGUCAUUAGAUUAACUAUGCAUAGUAACGGUAAUGGUAAAUUCUCAAAUUUAAAAGAUGGAGUUGAAAGCCAUACAGUUAAGGAAAGGAAUGGCCAGAUUAAUGUUGCUGACUUGCUGUUUCAAGACGAGGAGGAGGAUAAACUUUUUGGUAAACAUGUCAAUGGGGUUGAAAAGCAAAGUCUAUUAAAUUUGGAUAGUAUGUCUGCUGAUGAACUGUCGGAUUCAAGUUCUUGUGAUGAAUUUGAUGAUAAAGACCAUACGUUGGGCAUUGUGUCUUCUGACGAGCAGUCUGAUGUCCUCUCUGCUCUCAAAGAACAUUAUGAUAGAGGAAAUUCAGUUCCACAUUUGUCAAGUAUAAAUACUCCCUCAACGACAGAUGUGAGUUUCGGCAAAUCGCCUCAUGCCGGAGGAGGAUUGCGGCAGUGUGUUACUGCUCCUGUUUCCAGACAUAAAAGUCCAUCCCAUAAAGGUGAGGACUUUGGAUCUUCAAGAUCUAUGUUUGAGAGAAGAAACACGCCAAGGCAUGAUCUAAGAUUAGAUAGACUUUCUGAGCGUGAGAAGCAAAAGCUCAUUGUUGAGUUAGUAAGGAUUCAAAAGGAUGGGACAGUGGAAGUUGAUCUGACUAAGAACGAACCUGUAACCUCUGAGUUGUUGGAGCUUCAAACAGUUGAAGAGCCACAUCCUGGAGUUGACAGUAUCAAUACUGGCUUUAAUAAUUCAGUUCCUAAGCUGCAAAUUGCCAUGCUUGUAGUGGGGACAAGGGGAGAUGUACAACCAUUUCUUGCUAUAGCCAGGAGACUACAGGACUUUGGUCAUUGUGUUAGACUUGCAACUCAUGCAAACUUUCGUGAUUUUGUUAAGUCGGCAGGCAUUGACUUUUAUCCUUUGGGUGGUGACCCCAGGGUUUUGUCAGGAUAUAUGGCCAGAAAUAAAGGUCUUGUUCCAUCAGCACCUGGGGAGAUUGCAGUUCAAAGAAAACAGUUAAAGGCCAUUAUUGAAUCACUUCUUCCAGCUUGUACAGAACCAGAUAUUGAAACAGGACAGCCUUUCAGAGUUCAAGCAAUCAUUGCAAAUCCUCCUGCAUAUGGACAUGUACAUGUUGCUGAAGCUCUUGAAGUGCCUAUUCACAUAUUCUUCACAAUGCCCUGGACGCCAACAUAUGAGUUUCCUCAUCCAUUAGCUCGUGUACCCCAGAGUGCUGGAUAUUGGCUUUCUUAUAUGGUGGUGGACUUGCUGAUAUGGUGGGGCAUAAGAAGUUAUAUUAAUGACUUCAGGAAAAAGAAGCUUAGUCUUCCCCCAAUUGCAUAUUUCAGUACAUACCAUGGUUCCAUAUCUCACCUCCCUACUGGCUAUAUUUGGAGCCCUCAUGUAGUCCCAAAACCACAAGAUUGGGGCCCGCUUGUUGAUGUUGUUGGUUACUGUUUUUUAAACCAUGGGUCAAAUUACCAACCUCCGGAAGCAUUUGCACAAUGGAUCCAACAAGGGCCAAAACCUAUUUAUAUUGGGUUUGGGAGCAUGCCUCUGGAAGAUUCCAAGAAAACCACAAAAAUGUUCUUGGAAGCACUUAAAAUUACUGGACAGAGAGGAAUCAUUGACCGUGGUUGGGGAGGUCUUGGAAAUUGUCAGGAUAUCCCUGAAACUGUUUACCGAAUUUCGGAUUGCCCUCAUGAUUGGCUAUUUCCUCAAUGUGCAGCUGUGAUUCAUCAUGGUGGUGCUGGAACUACAGCUACAGGGUUAAGAGCUGGGUGUCCAACGACUAUAGUACCCUUCUUUGGUGAUCAAUAUUUCUGGGGAGACAGGAUUCAUCAAAAAGGGCUUGGCCCACCUCCUAUUCCCAUAUCGCUCCUUAGCAUCGAAACCAUUGUUGAGGCCAUCAAAUUCAUGCUACAGCCAGAGGUGAAAUCUUGUGUAAUGGAGCUAGCAAAAAUGAUAGAAAAUGAAGAUGGAGUUGCGGGGGCCGUCGACGCAUUUCAUCGUCAUUUGCCUAGAGAAAUGCCGCUGCCAACCACCACCACCACCACAAUGGUGGCUAGAGAGGAAUAUGACAGGCCCAAUCUUUUGCAAUGGCUGUUUACGCGGGUUGGAAGGAUUGCUCUGAGGAAAAGUUAUACCCAACGCGGGAGUGAUGCAAAACUCAAUAAAGAAAUUCACCGACCAAUGACAAGAGCUGCAUCAUCCUUUACUGACUACUUGCCCAAUAAAUUUUAAUUAUGUACGAGUAAUUCCUUGUUACAAAGUUACACAUACUUCGUAUUAUUACAUAUACGAUAGUGUAUAACUGAAUGCCUUUGUAACGAUUUCAAUGUAAGCUUUUGAGCAAUAUCAUUAUACAUGGGAAAGUAAGCUUUUGAGAAAUCUAUGCACACGAGUAGAUAUAUAUUGUACUGAUUCAGCUGGAGUCUAGUUGAAUUUUUUCCCUUGGUUUGUAUUUUGUAAAAAAGUUGAAACCUUAAGUGAAAUUGUGCAUAGAGUGGCACCGUAUUGUUGUUCCAAUCUCACUAUGAUUGUUUUUUUUUUUUCUUCAUAUACUUGAUAACAUCAGAGUCUUAUAUGUAUG